Brassica oleracea var. oleracea is the source of this 623-nucleotide messenger RNA. RefSeq names its product transcription factor HY5-like. The transcript is spliced from 3 exons. The record is from RefSeq and is a predicted model, not a curated record. Gene Ontology annotation, biological process: response to red light; regulation of photomorphogenesis; positive regulation of transcription by RNA polymerase II. Gene Ontology annotation, molecular function: DNA-binding transcription factor activity, RNA polymerase II-specific. Gene Ontology annotation, cellular component: nucleus. NCBI's taxonomy places the organism in Eukaryota, Viridiplantae, Streptophyta, Magnoliopsida, Brassicales, Brassicaceae. Bases 44 to 490 code for a protein of 148 amino acids.
CUACUCUGGUCUUCAUCAAAUCUCAAAAGACAAUACUAUAUUGAUGUCUCUUCAACGACCCAAUGGGAACUCGAGCUCUUCUUCUUCCCCCAAGAAGCGCAAAACUGAGGAGAGUGAUGAAGAGUUGUCGAUGGUUCCAGACAUGGAAGCAGCUGGAUCAACAGGUGUUCUAAGCAGCAGCGCCGACGACGGAGUCAACAAUCCGGAGAUUGAACAGACCCAAAAUGCAACCUCCACCGCUAAGCGCCGCCGUGGACGAAAUCCAGAGGAUAAAGAAUACAGAAGCCUUAAGAGAUUGUUGAGAAACCGAGUAUCUGCUCAACAAGCGAGGGAGAGGAAGAAAGUGUAUGUGAGUGACUUGGAAUCAAGAGCUAAUGAGUUGCAGAACAAUAAUGAGCAGCUUGAGGAGAAGAUUUCUACUUUGAUGAACGAGAACACAAUGCUUCGCAAGAUGCUUAUUAACACAAGGCCUAAAGCUGAUGACAAUUAAUUAGUGAGAGACACCUUUGAUUAAUUCAAUGUUUGUGUGAUUAUCUUCUCUUCGUAUACGAUUUUUGUUCGAAUUACGUUCGAUUUGUGACGCCUCUCCAAUAAUCUGAAUUUUUCUUCGGUUGAUAAAAUGU